Molecule: messenger RNA, 2227 nt
Organism: Coregonus sp. 'balchen'
Lineage: Eukaryota; Metazoa; Chordata; Actinopteri; Salmoniformes; Salmonidae
Source: the annotation of a GenBank genome assembly
GAAAAGCAGAACGGGAUUUGUGGCGCAGUGAUCAAGGAGGCUGGACAGGACUUUGGGAAGUGGAAGAGUCAUGUCUGCAGUAAUGAGCGUCCUUACAUGUGCAAAAAGGGGACUAAACAGUAUGUUCAGAUCUUCAGGACUCAGUAGGGGGAGAGUAGGUUAAGUUGAGCCAAAGGGGAAAGUUGAGCCACCCUUGUUUCUAGGAAACCACACAUGGAAAAAGUGGUAAGCAAGUUAGGUCCGAAAGACGGAUUUUCUCCAAGUCAAAUACAUGUAUUGUGUUGGAGGUUUCAUGAUGCUUGUAUCUAAACCAAAGUAGGUAAUUUAAAGAUUGUUCUAUACAUCCGUUGGGGUUUCUUGUAAGCUUCAGUAUGAGGUCCUAAACCUAGCAGGAAAGUGCAUCCUUGUAGCGGUGUGGCCUUGGGGUAAGUUCUGCCAAUGGCCAUGAGGUAAGUUAAGACGAUAGUUGAUCCAAUGGCAAGUUAAGCAAAAUGAACAGAUUUCUUCCCAGGCAUAAAGCAAGGCAUUAUCACUGGGCUGUGAGGUGACAACAGAGCCUAUGUUAAGUGUGUGUUAGGUGUUAAGCCUGUGUUAAAAGAUGCUUAAAAUGAUUAAAAGACAAAAAAGUGAUUGUGAUUGUGUUGAAUUGUGUUUGGGGAAAUAAAGAUAGACAUGGUUUUUAAAAUGUAGUGGUAAUAUUUCAUUCAGUGCAGACAUUUGUAGGCGGCUUAACUUACCCGGGGUAAGUUGUGACAACAGACCACUUUUUUUGGGACAAGCUAUGUUUUCAAAACUGUAAUGUAUUAAGAUUGUUUCCAGGAAUACACAACAUCCUCAAACACUAUAAUUCCCUUGACGGAGUGAUACUGAAUGUAAAAAAAUUGCUCAACUUACCCCACUCUCCCGUACUGGAUAACUAUGCAAAUUCCUAUGUCAUUUUUUUGUAGCAUUACUUAUUAAUAUCGCGACAUAACAUCAUGUUUUCUUUCCCUUUGCCCUCGUGGUUUGGACCAGCUUCAGUGGGAACUGUUACUGCAACAAAAUGCUCCUGACCAGCUGGCACUAGGCGUUCAGACCUGGGUUCUAACCUGUUGACAAUUAAGACGUAAAGAAACAAAUUGAUCUAGUGAUUGGUUUUGAAAAAAAUUAAACUAGGACUGAAAAUGUCCCGAGCAGUACUUCAUCAACACCUGGACUAAAUGAAGGGGGAAGCGCCUGAUGUGUUGACUGGCCUGUCGGGUGCAUCAUACCUACAGGCUUGCAUUGAAAUCAAUCAUUCAAGAGUUUCUCGCUGUAACUUGUGGAGACACUGGCCUGAUCACAACUAUAGUGUAGGGUGCUGCUGGUGUAGGGUGCUGCUGGUGUAGGGUGCUGCUGGUGUAGGGUGCUGCUGGUGUAGGGUGCUGCUGGUGACAACGUUUUAAAGAGAGCCUCACUAAACAAUUGAUCAAACUAAAACUUCAAUGAAACUGAAGUAGGGCUAGUAAGUCAUCUCCCAGUGUUGUGAUGUCACUAGAUCAGGACCAGGAUGGUACAUUCAGAUGGGUGGACAAAACAGAUAUUAUGUUCUCCAAUUGGAAACCUAACUUUCCCAAGAACACAGCAAACCUCUGGGACUGUGGUCAAAUCUACACCUGUAAGGGCAUGUGGUCUGUACUACAUUAAUCACUUAAUCCAUCAACAAACUCUGGAUCAUAGAGGAGGAAAGGGACAGAACUUUGUUUUAUUGUUUUUGCCUUACAGGAGAUUUCUCUGGAAAAUGGGAAACAACCAACUGCUUCAAAAACCUGGGAUACAUUUGUAAAAUGGUGGGGGGGUCAAAAUGUUAAGCCUACCUCUGUUCCAGGUUAGUGGCUAUAUUGUUCGUGUUCAUGUUAUUCAUGUCAACACAUUACUCAUGUCAGUGAUCUGAAUCUGAGAGUUCUCUUUUAUACCUAUACAGUAUAUUGUUUGAAAUAUAACAAAAUACUUUGCAUUGUUUUGGUGUAGAUUCUCAUUGUGAUGCUGGAUAUCUUCUCUUGUUUUGGUGUAGAUUCUCAUUGUGAUGCUGGAUAUCUUCUCUUGUUUUGGUGUAGAUUCUCAUUGUGAUGCUGGAUAUCUUCUCUUGUUUUGGUGUAGAUUCUCAUUGUGAUGCUGGAUAUCUUCUCUUGUUUUGGUGUAGAUUCUCAUUGUGAUGCUGGAUAUCUUCUCUAUGGAGACUAGUGCUAUCACUUUGAGACUGAAAUGG